Cooperia oncophora is the source of this 240-nucleotide messenger RNA. Lineage: Eukaryota; Metazoa; Nematoda; Chromadorea; Rhabditida; Trichostrongylidae. The record is from the annotation of a GenBank genome assembly.
AUGUUUCAGAUCGUCGUCCCUCCAUUGCCGUCGAAAUCGUUGAAAAGACAACUACCGUUCCGUUCUGAUGAUGGUAUUUUCGAAGAGGAAUUUAUAGAAAAUCGCCGGAAGGGUCUUGAAGUAUUCAUCAACAAGGUAGCCGGACAUCCUCUAGCGCAGAAUGAGCGUUCUCUGCAUAUCUUCCUACAAGAGCCAAUGAUUGACAGAAAUUACGUGCCCGGAAAGAUUAGACCAACAUGA